AAAAAAAAAAAAGGAAAAAAAAAAGUGUGUUCGUUGGUAGGAAAAAGGAAAAAAAAAGCGUUUAUUUAAAUAUUAGCAUAUAAAUGGUUCAACUAAUAAAUAAUUUUACCUUAGCAUGUGUGGAAUCACAUCAAAAUGUUAAAGCACAAUUAGAAUGUGUAUGUGAUUUUCGAAUAAACGAAAAUAAUUGUUUAGAAUCUUAUUUAUUAAGGACGGGAAGUUGGAUUCUAAUUCCUUAUGCCUCAUUUAUUGCUGUAACUUCUAUAAUAUUUUUAUGGUAUAGGAUAUAUUAUAAAGGACAAUCUUUAUUAUUUCCACCUUCAAGAGAAAGAGGUAUUAUACGUCCAAGACCUCAUGAUGCAUUUCAUUUAGUAACACUCACUUUCAGUAUAUUACAUGUCAUUCGUCAAAUUUUUUUAAUAAGAGGAGCAUAUUCAAGUUCAAUAUGGGCGGAAAUUGUGGAUGAUCUACCAAGACAAACAUCGUUUUCAUUUUCGAUAUUAUAUCUUGUUGGAAUCAUAUAUUCAAUACCUACAUUGGAACCUGCAAGAAUUGAUUAUUAUAGACGAUAUAUACCGAAUAAAUAUUUAAUUGAUAUCGGAGCAACAUUCUUAAUGAUUGGACCAUAUAUAGUUAAUACACCAAUAUCAUAUUAUAUUGGAUAUUAUGCGGAUAUUGAAGAAAUUCCGUAUAUAUCUAUUAAAUUAUUUACAACAAAAUAUUUAAUUUGGAUUUUUUGGUUAACAACAUAUUUAACAAUAUUAUUAUAUUUUUGGCAUAGAUUAAAUUCUUUAUUAAAAUAUCAUAUGAAUGAUUUAAAAGAAAUAUCAGAUAAACCAAAUGGUGAUUUCACUUUACAAUGGAAGCGUGAAACUUUAAAAGUUGCUUCCAUAAAUUUAUUUACAGUUGUUAUGGUUUUCGUAUUCCUUGGAUUUCUUUUUAUAAUAAUUUAUUUUAUUUUUGGAAUUUCUUAUAAAUCAUCAUUUAAAAAUAAUGAUUCAAUUAAUGUUGUUUAUUUUAUUAUUUGGAAUUUUGUUGAACCUAUUAGUCUUCAAAUAGCUCAAUUCAUAAUCAUAUACAAUGCUGUAAGACCAACUCAAAGUAAUGCUCCAUUUGGUAGAAUGAUGAGUGUUGUCAGAAGGCCAAUAUCAACGGAAAUGUCGUCAAAAUCACGAAGUAUUCAAAAAAUUGGAUUCUCAUCAUUUUCUGAGAGACCAAGGUCAGAAUCACCAUCAUCAUCGAAGAGAUCAAAGAGAUCAAAGAGAACACUUCCUGAAAUACAAACACAAACAAAGUCAAUAAUUGUACAUGAUGAUCAUCCAUUACCAACUCCAUUCACACCUUACACAUCAGGAUGGGAUGAAUUGUUAUUUUAUGAUAAUUUAGGAGAUUUUUUAUCUGGAGAAAUUCCAAUUGAACAACAUCAAAUUACACAUCAUAGAUCUGAUUCAAGUAUUGAUAUUUCAAGUUUGGCUUCUACAACUUAUUUUUCUACAACUCAAAGUGUGCAUAGUAAAAAUGAUUCCGUUUCCGUUUAUAGUUUUUCAAAUAAUAGUAAAAGAUUGACCCCGAUUAAUGGAACUGGAACUGGAAAUAAUGAAAUUUUGAAUAAAAGUUCGAAUCAUUCAUUUUCACAUUAUUGAUUAUUAGUAUAAGAUAUAAAGUUAAAAAUUUAAAAAUGAUAAAUUUAUUAUGUUAC
Molecule: messenger RNA, 1699 nt
Organism: Rhizophagus irregularis DAOM 181602=DAOM 197198
Lineage: Eukaryota; Fungi; Glomeromycota; Glomeromycetes; Glomerales; Glomeraceae
Source: RefSeq, a predicted model, not a curated record